This is a messenger RNA of Fopius arisanus, 2967 nucleotides long. Its product is annotated as integrin beta-PS. The record is from RefSeq and is a predicted model, not a curated record. The coding region runs from base 404 to 2848 and encodes 814 amino acids. Gene Ontology annotation, molecular function: integrin binding. The transcript is spliced from 13 exons. Gene Ontology annotation, biological process: cell adhesion mediated by integrin; cell-matrix adhesion; integrin-mediated signaling pathway. Gene Ontology annotation, cellular component: cell surface; integrin complex; focal adhesion. NCBI's taxonomy places the organism in Eukaryota, Metazoa, Arthropoda, Insecta, Hymenoptera, Braconidae.
UACCGGCAAUGGAGGAGUCUUCAGGUAAAUAAUAUUCUCUAACUUUUUUACGGUAGGUAAAAUGGAGUGCUGCUUCGUUCAUGACCUCGCGCAUUAAUCAGAGUCAUUUUGAAAAUAUGAUCUCGCGCUCAUUCGAUUCGUGAGAAUCAUCGCUGUGAUUAAUCCGUUACUCAAGCUUCACUGUCGAGUGACUAAUAAAACGUGUGAGUAAUUCACUGAACAAUUCAUUCAACGAACUACAAAUCUGCAUAUGAUAAUUUAAUAAAUGACUACUGAAUAAUCAUUCCAGGAAAUACGUUGACUUAUCUCGUGGAGUCAUUUCCGCGGGAUGCCGCAGUAUCCGUCCACCACGUCGAGCUCUCACUAGUUUUUCUUGGUUUCCAAGUCAUUCGAAAGUUAAGAAAUGAGGGCUUUGGAUUUUACAAUUGUUUUUUUGAGUGUUGUGGCUAUUUGUGUGGGUGAUGAUCAUCAAGAUGAGGUGGAAUGCGCCGCGCAGGUGAAGUGCGCCGACUGCAUAAAAACACCUUCUUGUGUCUGGUGUCCAGCUACAGGAUUAAAAGAGACAGAAAAAAUUCAAAACCGUUGCAUCCCGAGAAAAUUCCAUGAAAAACGAAUGCAAGACGGAAGAGACUGGUGUUUCGGUCAUCAAGUCAUCGACGAAGUCUCUUCAAUUACUGUUCAGAAGAAUGAGUCAUUGUCCUCGAAGAAGGGAGUGGAGCCGGUGCAGGUGCAGCCGCAGGAGAUUCACCUGAGGCUGCGAAAACAGGACGGAUUUCGUUUGAAGCUGAGAUACACUCAGGCCGAGGACUACCCCGUGGACAUGUACUACCUGAUGGACUUGUCCAGGUCGAUGUACCAGUACAGAGAGCACUUGUCCGAGCUCGGGGAAGAGUUGGCUACCACCAUGAGAAAUUUAACUUCAAAAUUCAAACUUGGAUUCGGCAGUUUUGUUGAUAAAGUUGCUCUUCCGAUGACGGAUACUUCUCCAGCUAGAAUAGAAAGACCAUGCAGUGACUGCGCCCCUCCUUACGGCUACAAGCAUCAGAUGCCCCUGAGUGACGAUGACAAAUUAUUCACUAGAAAAGUGAAGGCGGCUCCGAUUUCCGGAAAUCUUGAUGCCCCAGAGGGUGGAUUUGACGCCCUGAUGCAGGCGAUGGUCUGCCCUGAGAGAAUUGGAUGGAGUGAAAAAGCUCGACACCUUCUUGUCUUCUGCACAGACGCCAGUUCACACAUGGCUGGUGAUGGUAGACUUGCGGGAAUCAUCGAACCGAAUGACUGCGAAUGUCACUUGGAUUCAUCCGGAACCUACAGCCACUCGCUCCUCCAGGACUACCCAUCACUCGCUCAAAUCCGUAAACAGGCCCGAGAACGCAAUAUUCACAUAAUUUUCGCAGUGCCUGCGACAAAAAAUACAACUUACCAGUUGUUGAGUGAAAGUAUUCAAGACUCUGCUGUUGGCAUCAUCGAAAAAGAUGACAGGUCAGCUGUCAUCGACCUCAUCCGAGACGAAUAUAAGAAAUUAGUGACUUCUGUGACUUUAAUCGACACGGCCCCAGACUUCAUCGACAUAAAAUACUCAUCAUCGUGCCUGAGUGGAUCUGCAAAGAAGGAAACAGACUCCUGCGAUGGACUCCACUACAGCGACGUCGUGGAGUUCGACAUCGUCGUGACAGUCACCGAAUGUCCCACGGACAAGAGCCUCCUGAAGGGGUCCUUUUUCAUAAGACCCCAGGGCUUAAACGAAAACCUUAAGAUCCACUACGAAUUAAUCUGUGGGUGUCCCUGCGACGAACCAGGAGCUCCCGGUCACGUACCGAUGGCAAAAGAAUGCAAUUACAAUGGCACAUUGAUAUGCGGUGUGUGCGCUUGUCGCGAGGGUUUCUACGAUGAUGUUUGUGCUUGCACCGGUGACGAUGCAGCGAUCAAACAAAAUUCAAUAGAAAAAUGUCGAGCACCAAAUGACACGUCCAUCUGCAAUGGUCGUGGUGCAUGCAGAUGUGGCAAAUGCACGUGUUCACCUGGUCCAUUGCCAAAUCAACAGUACUCCGGACCUUUUUGCGAGUGCAGCAACUUCUCCUGCAAGCGGGUAACCGAAGGUGGUCGUCAUCGGAUUUGUAAUGAGCAUGGCGAGUGCGUAUGCGGCACGUGCAAGUGCGAUAUAGGAUGGAGCGGUACAGCUUGUGAAUGCAGGGACAAAGCUUGUCUUCCACCUGGAAAGAACACGGAAAUUUGCAGUGGUCGGGGCAAGUGCAAGUGUGGAAAGUGCUUUUGUGAUCCACCGAGCAUUUAUUCUGGGGAAUUCUGUCAAAAUGCUUAUUGCGAGGACCCCAAAGCUUGUUCUGGCAGUGACUGUGAUAUUCUAAAAGACUGUGUAGAAUGUGUCGCCUAUAAAACUGGACCUAAAGCUCAGGAAAAUUGCGGUGGAUGCGACGAUGAAAUCUAUCUGGUUGAUAAAGUUGUAACGAGUAGAGAAGAGCAUGCGGCUGGCACUCGUAUGUGCUGGGUACCUUCUGAAGACGGUUGCACAUUCGCCUUCAAGUACGCACUCCUCCGAGAAGGGGGUGACCAGAAGCUGUACAACAUAACAGUGGAAAGCACGAAAAAGUGUCCGGAGCCAGUGCCAGUGCUGGGAGUGGCCAUCGGGGUGGUAGUUGCUACUGUACUCCUGGGGCUGCUGGGUCUCCUCCUCUGGAAAGUUCUCACAACUCUGCACGACAGGAAGGAAUACGCAAAAUUCGAGAAGGAGAGGUCUUCGGCUAAAUGGGGAAGAGAUGAAAAUCCUCUCUACAAACCGUCGACGACGACUUUCAGCAAUCCAACUUUCGAACAGACGAGUAGACAAGACUAAUAUUAGAUUAGGGAGCAGUUAUUCGGAGAAUUUUUUAUUUAUCGCUGGAUGCUUCAUCCGUUUGUACCAAAUAUCAAUUACGAAUCAGUAAAUUCGGAAUUUGAAACCCAUUACAUAUA